CUUGUUGACAUCCUAUCACAUGCAUUUUAGACCUACGUCACCAUAAGAGCAGACAGACCGUUGCUUGGUUGAAAGCGGUAGUAGUGUACGACGCGCGUAAAGGAUGCAGUGCGUGUGGCGCGUCACCGCACCUACACAUAUAUGAAUUGAUAAAUAGACGCAGUGAAGAGAGGUCGUCCACUAGCAAAGUACGGCGGUGAUAUUCGGCUGGGCAUGCGGGUUGUACACAGGAAAGCCCGGCCAACACCCGUCAACCACGGGAUGAUUAAACCUAUCAGAAUCUGUGCAAUCCUUGCCUGUGUGUGCGCUAUUGCGUCUGGCUUUCCCGUUGGAGACAUCACAGUCAGGCGUCAUCCAGAAUCUUCAAGACGAUGGUCAACAGUGAAGCGGGGAAGGGAUAUGGUUGACGCUUGGGCACUCUGCCCGCCCGACAUGGAGCAGAUGGAUUGUUUCUAUACCUAUCUCCGUUUGUACGCCCGACUCCGCAAAGCAGCGCGGGAGACGGACCAGGUGUCCAUGAGGAACAUCGGUAAACGGAGCUCAUCCGACUUCUUGUGUGCUGACAUGGAGGACAGACGGAAGUGCUUCAGUACAAUUUUACAACCCAACUUAAAGAGCAAACGUUCAGGAAUCUUUUUGCCUUGACGCCAAACUGGUCCCGCGGCUUGAACCUGUUGCAGCAAAUGGUUGGUCAUCAUUCGUUUGGACUGAAGACCAUUUGUUCUGAAGAUGGCGUUUUCUGUCGGUGAAGGAGUACCAUGGACUAACAUUUGUGGACCUUUUAAAUUCCGAAUGUGUGAUCUGUUGGAUUUGUUGAAAUUGCUCCUGAAUUAUUUGCAGUGCUAAUGUUUUGUGAAUUUAUGAUUCAGAUGUCUGAGAAAUAUCAUCACUGACCCUCACCUCCCCUCCCAUUGCAGUUCAUCAGUGCAAAGUAUUCAAGUUCCUCAAAAUCAGGACACUGAUUUGUGUACAGACAGCCAUUGUCGCCUUGACAUUGUUCUUUUAACAUCUGAAGUUUACAUUUGGAAUCCUAUGCUAGCUGAUAAGAAACUAUCACCAAGAAACCUUCACCUUUCACGUGCCUAGUCUGUACUUAUUACUGUAUGCUGAUUUUCGUUUGAUUGAUUUUAACAAGAAAAAUGGUAAUAAAAGAGAAAUCGAACCCAUGCUGCAACAAAA
Messenger RNA from Haliotis rubra (blacklip abalone), 1179 nucleotides. RefSeq lists its product as uncharacterized. The coding region runs from base 214 to 645 and encodes 143 amino acids. The record is from RefSeq and is a predicted model, not a curated record. Lineage: Eukaryota; Metazoa; Mollusca; Gastropoda; Lepetellida; Haliotidae. The transcript has 2 exons.